AUGACUACCGUUUGGUUCUGCUAUUUUUCACCAUUCUCACCUGUCGAUGUACCUAUUUUCGCCCGUUUUUUCGCGAGUUUGCUCCUGCGGCCAUGUCUCGCCGAUGCCUUCUCUUGGCCUUCUUUGGGUAUGCAUCGGAGAUGUCUAAGAGAGCACACUUCUCCGCGGGACCAAGAGCCACCGAUUCUGGUAACUAAGUGCACUUAUUUUGCUCCAAUUCUCUGCUACCGUCGUUUUGUGCUGUUUGGCCUUAUUCUCAUCUGGCCGAGUAGUUUUGCUGCCUCUCACGCUGCCUCUUCGGCCUCAACUUCAGCCUCACCUUUCAGUACCUACAUGACCUGCAUAAAUGUACAACUGUUUCGUCAUGCCUGUCGCUCUUCCCAUUGCUCUUCUUUCACUGAUGUCACAUCGUUUCGUGCCCGUUGCCGGGGCACACUUUUUUCAGUCGUUGUGUUGUGCUUUGGGCACGCAUUAGGACUCAUUUUUCCCAUUCAUCCGCUGGGUUUACUUUCGUCUACUCACGCAUUUUGGCCUCAGAAAGUGUCUCUUUUGCGUUGUGCCCAGUUAACCCUUUCGAUUGGAGGAGAUGUGCCAUGGAUUUGUGUCGUUGGAGUCGUCUCGAAGGGACUCGUUAUCGUUGGACUGACGAGUUCUGUUCCUGCCUGCUUCACCGAUUGUUGGGUGAAGUCGUAUCGGGGCGCUGCUUUCGAGACGUUUCGUCGCACCCGUCGUCAGCACGCCUCCUGA
Messenger RNA from Protopolystoma xenopodis, 747 nucleotides. Lineage: Eukaryota; Metazoa; Platyhelminthes; Monogenea; Polystomatidea; Polystomatidae. The record is from the annotation of a GenBank genome assembly.